Mugil cephalus (flathead mullet) is the source of this 1763-nucleotide messenger RNA. RefSeq names its product homeobox protein MOX-2-like. Gene Ontology annotation, cellular component: nucleus. Bases 363 to 1244 code for a protein of 293 amino acids. NCBI's taxonomy places the organism in Eukaryota, Metazoa, Chordata, Actinopteri, Mugiliformes, Mugilidae. The transcript has 3 exons. The record is from RefSeq and is a predicted model, not a curated record. Gene Ontology annotation, biological process: positive regulation of transcription by RNA polymerase II. Gene Ontology annotation, molecular function: RNA polymerase II cis-regulatory region sequence-specific DNA binding; DNA-binding transcription factor activity, RNA polymerase II-specific.
CCCUCCCUUCCCGGCUCUCUUCCUCUCCAACACAACUUCCCUGGAAGCUGCUCUCCUUCCACACUCCUCCUGGCGUCCUCCGCUGUCAUUUGAGAGCCUCCUCACCUUCUCAGUGUUUACCCACCAUUCGCCUGGCAACCGUCUGCAGCCUGAGGAUUACCAGAGGCCGUUAUUUUAAACGGAAACAUCUCUGCCUUCCUUCGACUGGCUUUUUUGGGGAAUUGGGGUCUGGAGGUUUAAACCGCGGGGACUGCAGAGGAGACGGGGACCCUGACUCCUUGCUUCUUUUUUCCCAUGAUUUUUAUAGAGUUAUUGGUUGACUCUGACGGGCUAAAUUAGGGAUUUAGAGAACUCCCCGCACCAUGGAUCACUCUUUGUUUGGCUGCCUACGCAGCCCUCACACCUCGGCUCAGAGCCUGCACCCUGCCAUCCCUCAGUCUCCGCUGACCCUGCACAAGAGCAAUCAUGUCUCCUACUUGGAUCUACCCAGUUAUUCGCCUCCCUGCAACUAUUCUGGAGGAGAAGAGAAUGGUGCGUUUGGUGGCCCAGUCCAUCGAGGCCCCGUGCCCCAACAGCAGCAGCAGCCUCAUCACCCUCAGUACCCUCCUGGUUGGCCUGUCCCGCCGGAGAUGCCCUCAUCUAACCCUCGGCACGGUGUGUGCAUACCACCACUUGAGGCACCGGCAACAGAACUGCGCUUGAGGGUCUCGAAUCUGUGUGACAGUAACUUUGGUUCAGGUAGUGGUGACCAAACGGAGGGGUCAACAGUGUGUAGGCAGCAACACGGUCUGUCUUCCGAGGUCUCAGACAGAAGGAGCAAUAAGGACAAGAGUGAUAACGAGUCCCAAGACGGGAGCUAUAAGUCAGACAUGAGCAGCAAGCCCAGGAAGGAGCGCACGGCCUUCACCAAAGAACAGAUCCGGGAACUGGAGUCUGAGUUUGCUCACCACAACUAUUUGACCAGACUGAGACGCUACGAAAUCGCUGUCAACCUCGACCUCACGGAACGACAAGUGAAGGUGUGGUUCCAGAACAGGAGGAUGAAGUGGAAACGUGUGAAGGGAGGCCAACAGGGAGCAACAGCAAGGGAGAAGGAACUGGUGAAUGUGAAAAAGGGAACUUUACUCCCAUCGGAGCUUUCGGGGAUUGUCGCACUGCAGCUGUCGGCGAGCUCGCCAACAGUGCCUACGACUGAGGACGACAGCCAUGACAGUGACCAGAGCUCAGAGCCCCCGCACCUAUGACCUUCCACGGUGCCCCUCCUUCAAAAGUGAUGUCGGGCAGAAUAGAAAUGAAGGAAGCGUUGGUGAGGUGUUUGAAAAACCACAUGUACGCAGCAAAACUCCCUAGCAGACAACAAAAUGAGAUGAAAGAACAUUCCACGAACGCUUUGCAUUGAUGAAGGUGCUUGAGUUUUGCACCACUAAAUGUUUGCUUCAGUCAAAUUCUACUGUAUUCUUUGAACAAUCAGACACCAAUGUUUCUGUUGUGUGUAAAAUGGAAUGGAAUUGAAGGAACUUGUGCUUUUGAAACGUUUCUAAAUCACCAGCCUAGGCACAAAUGUUAAAUGUACCUUUAUACUAUUGUUUUGCAUCUCGCUUCCUCUGAAUGUUUACAAGCUUUUUACUUAACAAAAUAGUUGGAUUUUCAAUGCAAAUAAAUCUGAAACAUCCAAGUAAUGUCCUUAUGUCAAUAAUUUAGCACCUAUAUUUAUGUAUAUAUCGACAUUUGGGAAAAAUCAAGGUGAGUCAUUACUACACAAG